Molecule: messenger RNA, 3510 nt
Organism: Jatropha curcas
Lineage: Eukaryota; Viridiplantae; Streptophyta; Magnoliopsida; Malpighiales; Euphorbiaceae
Source: RefSeq, a predicted model, not a curated record
AGGAAAUCGAGUCAUUUUAUCAUUGACUCUGAAAAAACAAGAGCCAUUUUGAUUUUCGAGGUUAUUAGCAGUUACACUCCAAAAUAAAUUAGCGAUUGCAAGUUUGCAAUUCAGAAAAAUAAAAAGACCGAUUGAACUUGAAGAGAGAGCAGAGAUGCGUCACCGUCGAUCCGUCACUGCUACUUGCAGGUUUCUCAUCUUAGUCUGCGCUCUUGUACUGUAUGGGGUUACCAGUUCUCCUGUUGGAACUCGGAAGACAGGCAGAUCAUCAGUAUUUUCUUUAUUUAAUCUCAAAGAGAAGAGUAGGUUUUGGAGUGAGUCUGUUAUACGCGGCGAUUUUGAUGAUCUGGAAUCUUCAAGCCCUGGAAAAAUGGGAGCUUUCAAUUACACUAGGGCGGGUAAUAUUGCAAAUUAUCUAGGGCUUCAGGAAGUGGAUUCUAUGUACCUCCCAGUUCCUGUGAAUUUCGUUUUCAUAGGAUUUGAAGGAAAAGGGAACCAAGAAUUCAAGCUUCAUCCAGAAGAACUUGAGCGCUGGUUCUUGAAAAUUGAUCACAUCUUUGAACAUACAAGAAUUCCACAAAUUGGAGAAGUGCUCACCCCAUUUUACAAAAUUAGUGUAGAUAAAGAGCAACGUCACCAUCUUCCCAUUGUCAGUCACAUAAAUUACAAUUUUUCAGUUCAUGCCAUUCAAAUGGGUGAAAAGGUUACUUCUAUCUUUGAGCAUGCCAUCAACGUUUUUGCUCACAAGGAUGAUGUAUCUACUAAGAGGGAUGAUGGAGAUGUCCUUUGGCAAGUGGAUAUGGACAUGAUGGACGUUCUUUUUACUAGCCUUGUAGAAUAUCUUCAACUUGAAAAUGCAUAUAACAUUUUCAUUUUGAAUCCCAAGAAUACCUUAAAGAGAAAAUAUGGAUAUAGGAGAGGAUUAUCAGAGUCUGAAAUAAAUUUUCUGAAGGAGGAUAGGAGUUUGCAAACAAAAAUUCUUCAGUCAGGAAGCAUUCCUGAAACUGUUCUUGAACUUGAGAAGACUAAGAGACCUUUGUAUGAAAAGCAUCCAAUGACCAAAUUUGCAUGGACAAUAACUGAGGACACUGAUACAGUGGAAUGGUACAAUAUUUUUUUGAACGCACUCAAUAAUGUUGAGAAGUUAUAUCAGGGGAAGGACACUUCUGAUAUCAUUCAGAAUAGAGUUCUACAGUUAUUAAAAGGGAAGAAUGAGGAUAUGAAACUUACUCUUGAAAAGGAGUUAAAAUCUGGAGACUUUAGUGAUUUUCAUGAAGAAUGUCUUACAGAUACAUGGAUUGGAAGGGACAGGUGGGCUUUUGUUGAUUUAACUGCAGGUCCUUUCUCCUGGGGUCCUGCUGUUGGUGGAGAAGGUGUGCGUACGGAGCUUAGUUUGCCUAAUGUCACAAAAACCAUUGGUGCAGUUGCAGGUGAGAUUUCAGAAGAUGAAGCUGAAGAUCGCUUACAAGAUGCAAUUCAGGAAAAGUUUGCAGUAUUUGGUGAUAAAGAUCAUCAAGCCAUCGAUAUUCUUCUGGCAGAGAUAGAUAUUUAUGAGCUUUUUGCUUUCAAGCACUGCAAGGGAAGGAAAGUUAAACUAGCUCUUUGUGAAGAGCUUGAUGAGAGAAUGCAAGAUUUGAAAAAUGAGCUCCAAUCUUUUGAAGGUGAUGAAUAUGAUGAAAGUCAUAAAAGGAAGGCUAUAGAGGCAUUAAAGCGCAUGGAAAAUUGGAAUCUUUUCACUGAUACUUAUGAGCAGGAGUUUCAAAACUACACUGUUGCACGGGAUACUUUUCUGGCACAUUUAGGUGCAACACUGUGGGGUUCCAUGAGACACAUAAUUUCACCUUCAAUUGCUGAUGGUGCUUUCCACUAUUAUGAGAAGAUAUCCUUUCAGUUGUUCUUCAUCACACAAGAGAAAGUCAGAAACAUUAAACAACUACCUGUGGAUCUCAAGGCUAUCAUGAAUGGGCUUUCCUCUUUGUUGUUGCCUUCACAAAAACCUAUUUUCAGCCAGAACCUAUUACCGCUAUCAGAAGAUCCUGCUUUGGCAAUGGCCUUUUCAGUGGCGCGAAGAGCAGCAGCUGUUCCACUAUUGCUUGUUAAUGGAACAUAUAGGAAGACCAUAAGAUCCUACCUUGAUUCCUCCAUUCUCCAAUAUCAGUUGCAGAAGUUGAAUGACCAUGGUUCUCUCAAAGGAGCGCAUGCCAAUAGCAGGUCUAUGCUUGAAGUUCCUAUCUUUUGGUUCAUUCAUGGAGAGCCAUUAUUGGUUGACAAACACUAUCAAGCAAAGGCUCUUUCAGACAUGGUGAUUGUUGUCCAGUCGGAGCAAUCAUCCUGGGAAAGCCAUCUUCAGUGUAAUGGGCAGUCACUUCUAUGGGAUUUAAGGAGACCCAUAAAAGCUGCUAUUGCUGCUGUUUCCGAACAUCUGGCUGGUUUACUUCCCCUUCACAUUGUCUAUAGCCAUGCUCAUGAAACUGCAAUUGAGGACUGGAUAUGGUCUGUGGGUUGCAAUCCUAUUUCUGUAACUUCUCAAGGUUGGCACAUAUCACAAUUUCAGUCUGAUACAAUUGCUCGUAGCUAUAUAAUCACAACUCUAGAAGAAUCUAUCCAACUGGUCAAUUCAGCCAUUCACCGUCUUUUCUUGGAGCCUACAUCUGAAAAGACAUUCAGGCUCUUUCAGUCCAAAGAGCAAGAGCUUGUGAACAAGUAUAAUUACGUUGUUAGCCUGUGGAGAAGGAUCUCAACCAUUACUGGAGAAUUGCGUUAUGUGGAUGCCAUGCGACUUCUUUAUACCUUAGAGGAUGCUUCCAAAGGGUUUGCUGAUCAAGUAAAUUCAACUAUAGCUCUUCUGCACCCAAUUCACUGCACCACAGAGAGGAAAGUGCAUGUGGUGUUUGAUAUGACAACAAUGCCUGCUUUCUUGACAGUUCUCGCCGUUCUUUAUAUUGUCUUGAAGCCACGGCGACCAAAGCCCAAAAUUAAUUGAUAAUACUUCGGGGCAGAGUUGAUGAACGUGAAGAGCUUUGGCUAACCUGUGAGGAAACGAUUAUGCAUUUGUCCCCUUAUAUGUAUACACAUUUGUUUUCCUGCUUGAGGCAGCACAAUUUUAUUGAAGUAGAGUUCAAUUACAGAAAAAGUAGGAAUGAUAACAGCGAGAGCAGCUCGGUUCCAGGGAAGUGGCAUUGUACUUUCUGGCCUAGCAUUUGAAUUUUUCAAAAAUUUCUAACGUAGGGGAAGUGUAAUAUAUGUUUGAAUUGUAUCAAUGGACUCAAUAGCAAGUUGAAAAUUUUGCUGCAUACCGAUCAGUCCAGCAUUCUGGUCUCUGCUUGUCCUGAAGUCGAACUCUACGUUAUAUAUUACUUAGUUUGGCUUGAUUUUAUGAAGAAGCAUUUGUUAAAUUGUAAAGUUCAGAAUGAUUUUUGGAAAAGCACUUAGUGUGAAGCAUGCAAAAUAAUUACUGAAUAGCAUGAAACAAGGAAUUUAUAAAGUAGUUUCAUGAGAUUUUUUUUGUCA